This is a messenger RNA of Papilio machaon (common yellow swallowtail), 1784 nucleotides long. Its product is annotated as sequestosome-1. Lineage: Eukaryota; Metazoa; Arthropoda; Insecta; Lepidoptera; Papilionidae. The record is from RefSeq and is a predicted model, not a curated record. Gene Ontology annotation, biological process: mitophagy; endosome organization; aggrephagy. Bases 99 to 1742 code for a protein of 547 amino acids. The transcript is spliced from 8 exons. Gene Ontology annotation, cellular component: aggresome; amphisome. Gene Ontology annotation, molecular function: protein kinase C binding; K63-linked polyubiquitin modification-dependent protein binding; zinc ion binding.
GAAUCGGUCGAUCUCUCACAACAACAUUCUGUUUGCAGAUCUCGAAGAAUUGAGUUGUCUCGUUGAAUAUUGAAAUUUGGAAGUGCUGAUUUGUCGAAAUGGAGGAUAAAGUGCAGUUCAAAGUAUACGCUUAUGGAAAAAACCAAACCAAACCAGAAGUUCGUAGGUUUGGAAUUGAAAAAAGUGUGGUGACAAGUUUCUGUUAUCUGGAUGCUAAGCUUCAAGAUAUCUAUCCCUCAUUGAAGCAUAAGCGUUUCACUGUUACUUGGAAAGAUGAGGAUGGGGAUGAUAUUACUAUUUCUUCUGAUGAUGAAAUGAUAACUGCAUUGUCAUCUAUGACUGACAAUGUCAUGAAGUUGAAUAUUCACUGCCAUGAGGAAGGGCCUCAGGAAGUUGAUUGUGAUGUGGUGAUAACUGCUUCAACAGAGAAUGCUACUGGUGACAAAAAUGCAGCUCACUGUGGAGUUAUCUGUGAUGUUUGUGAUGUCCCAGUGGUAGGAUUCCGUUACAAGUGCACAACAUGCGUUGACUAUGACCUUUGCUCCAAGUGUGAAGCAGCUGGCCAUCAUUCUGAGCACAUAAUGGUCCGUCUGCCAAUGCCCAACAUGGCUCGUGCAGUGAUUAAGGCAGCUAUAAGACGUUCCCGUCACAUUAUGAAGUCUGUCGGCAGUGCUACAGCAGACCUUGAACAACUUUGCAAAAGGGCCAAACGUGAUAGGAGUUGCGAGAAGAAGCGUCAUCAUAGUCGAGGUGAACAUCAUCACCGCCGUAAUCAGUCAAGCUGGUUUGAUAUCUUUAGCACAUACAUGAAUGAAUUUGCUGAUCUCACUGGCAAUGUUGGUCUUGACACUAACAAAGAUAAAGACAAAACUCCAAAGCCCGCUGAACAGGGAAGCCAAGAGCAACCUCAAACCAGUGACAAUGCUGCAUCAUCCACAUCUAAACAACCAGAUGCAGCAGCUACUGAAACAGAGUGUCCUUUUGCUGUUAAUAUCAAUCAAGAGAAAAUUCAAAAGUUUCUGCAAAUGUUAUAUGGAGACACCGAUCUAAACUCGGCAGCUCAACAGGCUCCUGAGCAGUCAAAUGUAAAUAAUGAAGGAGACUCAGGAGCUUCUGGUCAGACAUCAGAAGUUGGUAAAGAGGAUGCCAAAUCUGAAAUAUCAACAACUAAGGAUAUGAAUGAAACUACUACACGCAAAGAUGAGUCACCUGAAAGGGGUACAGACGAAUGGACUGUAAUAAACAAGGAAAAAGAUCUGAUGGAUAUGGAUCCAAAACCAAGUGCUCCAUUAGAACAAAAUGUGCCUAUUGGUUUCAAUUUGCCUCAGGAAUUCCAACAACAUGUUAAGAUUGGCGAAGGGCAAAGCUUGUACCCUCCCCUGCACACUGCUUCUGCUGUAUUGAAUCCUAAAGAGCUGGAGAUGCUGAAACCAUCGCAAGGGGUGACUAAGCCACAGGAGGCUGAGACUGUGAAACAGAAUGUGUCUAGCGGCCAACCUAAAACUGUGCCUCUGCAACAACAACCUGAAGGCUUCAAACCGAAUAUGUCUAAUAACCAGACUGGAACAAAACAACCCCAACCUCAGAGCUCUCAUAUUAAGCCGCAUAUUGAUGCUGCGAUAAAGCAAAUGCUGGCAAUGGGCUUCAACAAUGAGGGUGGCUGGCUCACACAACUUCUGCAGAGCACAAAUGGCAACAUUGAAGCUGUCAUUGAACUGUUAACACCAGUUAAACCAAAGUAGAUUAAAAAAACACAUUUAUUCUCGCCUUUUUGUUAAUUUUUU